CACUCGAUCAUCUGACAGACUGGCACGCCCAUCAUUUUAUACAGGAGAAAGGCCGUUCACCUGCUCAAACAGUGGGAAUCGAUUCACUCGGUCAUCUCAAUUGAUAGUACAUCAGCAAGUUCACACUGGGCAAGGCCUUUCACCUGUUCUGUGUGUGAGAAAGGAUUCAGUCAGUCGUCUCACCUGUGGACACACCAGUCAGUUCACACUGGGCAGAGGCUGGUCAUCUGCUGAAUUUCUGAGUAAGGAUUCACUCAGUCAUCUGACCUAAUGGCUCACCAGCGAGUUUACACCGGGGAGAGGCCAUUCACCUGCUCAGACUCUGGGAAGGGAUUCACUCAGUCAUCCGACCUACGGAGACACCAGCAAGUUCACACUGGAAAGAAGCCGUUUACCUGCUCAGUCUGUGAGAAGAGAUUCACUCACACUUCCACCCUACAGAGUCAUCAGCGAGUUCACACUGGGGAGAAGCCAUUCACCUGCUCCGAAUGUGGGAAGAGAUUCGCUCAGUCAUCCACCCUACAGAGUCAUCAGCGAGUUCACACCAGGGAGAAGCCGUUCACCUGCUCAGACUGUGGGAAGAGAUUCACUCAGUUAUCCCACGUACAGAGUCAUCAGCGAGUUCACACUAGGGAGAAGCCAUUCACCUGCUCAGUCUGUGGGAAAGAAUUCACUUGGUCAUCCAAACUACUGGCACACCAGUCAGUUCACACAGGAGAGAGGCCAUUCACCUGCUCAGUCUGUGGGAAGGGAUUCACUCAGUCAUCCCACCUGCAGAGACAUCAGCGAGUUCACACAGGAGAGAGGCCAUUCACCUGCUCAGUCUGUGGGAAGGGAUUCACUCAGUCAUCCCACCUGCAGAGACAUCAGCAAGAUCACACUGGGGCGAAGCUAUUUAGCUGCUCAGAAUGUGGGAAAGGAUUCACUCAGUCAUCCCACCUACUGGCACACCAGUCAAUUCACACUGGGGAGUGGCCGUUCACCUGCUCAGAAUGUGGGAAAGGAUUCACUCAGUCAUCCCACCUACUGGCACACCAGUCAAUUCACACUGGAGAGAAGCCGUUCACCUGCUCAGACUCUGGGAAGGGAUUCACUCAGUCAUCCGACCUACAGAGACACCAGCAAGUUCACACUGGGAAGAAGCCGUUCACCUGCUCAGUCUGUGAGAAGAGAUUCACUCACACUUCCACCCUACUGGUACAUCAGCGAGUUCACACUGGGGAGAAGCCGUUCACCUGCUCAGAAUGUGGGAAGAGAUUCACUCGGUCAUCCCACCUACAGAGUCAUCAGCGAGUUCACACUGGGGAGAAGCCAUUCACCUGCUCCGAAUGUGGGAAAGGAUUCACUCAGUCAUCCCACCUAAGGGCACACCAGUCAGUUCACACAGGAGAUUGGCCAUUCACCUGCUCAGACUGUGGGAAGGGAUUCACUCAUUCAUCCGAACUACAGAGACAUCAACAAGUUCACACUGGGGAGAAGCCGUUCUCUUGUUCAGAAUGUGGGAACAGAUUCACUCGGUCAUCCAACCUACAGAGACAUCAGCGAGUUCACACUGGGGAGAGGCUGUUCACCUGCUCAGAAUGUGGGAACAGAUUCACUCGGUCAUCUCACCUACAGAGUCAUCAGCGAGUUCACACUGGGGAGAAGCCAUUCACCUGCUCAGAAUGUGGGAAGAGAUUCACUCAGUCAUCCACCCUACAGAGUCAUCAGCGAGUUCACACCGGGGAGAAGCCGUUCAACUGCUCAGUCUGUGGGAAGAGAUUCACUCAGUUAUCCUCCCUGCAGAGCCACCAGCAAGUUCACACUGGGGAGAAGCCAUUCACCUGCUCAGUCUGUGGGAAAGGAUUCACUCAGUCGUCCAACCUACAGAGACAUCAGCAAGUUCACACUGGGGAGAAGCCGUUCAACUGCUCAGAAUAUGGGAAAUGAUUCACUUGGUCAUCCGCCCUACUGGUACAUCAGCGAGUUCACACAGGAGAGAGGCCAUUCACCUGCUCAGUCUGUGGGAAGGGAUUCACUCAGUCAUCCCACCUGCAGAGACAUCAGCAAGAUCACACUGGGGCGAAGCUGUUUAGCUGCUCAGAAUGUGGGAAAGGAUUCACUCAGUCAUCCCACCUACUGGCACACCAGU
This is a messenger RNA of Mobula hypostoma (lesser devil ray), 2131 nucleotides long. Its product is annotated as gastrula zinc finger protein XlCGF57.1-like. Lineage: Eukaryota; Metazoa; Chordata; Chondrichthyes; Myliobatiformes; Myliobatidae. The coding region runs from base 271 to 1929 and encodes 552 amino acids. The record is from RefSeq and is a predicted model, not a curated record. The transcript has a single exon.